This is a messenger RNA of Aspergillus campestris IBT 28561, 1520 nucleotides long. RefSeq lists its product as uncharacterized. Lineage: Eukaryota; Fungi; Ascomycota; Eurotiomycetes; Eurotiales; Aspergillaceae. The coding region runs from base 187 to 1317 and encodes 376 amino acids. The transcript is spliced from 2 exons. The record is from RefSeq and is a predicted model, not a curated record.
UCAUUCGAUGCGAUGACAAUAUAUAUAUAUAUAUAUAUAUAAACCAGUCUCCGUAUCUCUAAAACUCUUCCCAACCAGAUCUUUCUCAGGGCCGUGCCAAUCGUUUCCUUCCCUCAGACGCCUUGCCGCCCAAGGCUCCGCUCCUGUCUUCUACCCCCAUCGUUUCAGUCCCCCACCUAGCCCAACAUGAAGUCCCAUAUCUUGCUAGCCCUUUCGCUGGCCGCGGGCAUCGCCUCCAGUCAGCCCGUCAGCCAUGAGCCUAACAGGGCGGCCAAAAAUGCGGUCGACGCCAAGCGCGCCAUGCCUGCCGACUUGGCUAACGGCCGUCAAAUGCUGAACAAGAGACAGUGGCCGCACGACUAUAUUCCUUACCCUGUCCCUGACAUUGAUGUCGACGACGAUGCGGAUGUCGAGGCUGAGGAGGAGUCUGAAGAGAAGACUGAUGAGGGGUUUGAAGAGGGCUUUGAAGAGGAAUUCGAAGCUGAGGCCGAAGCGAUCGCCGAACUUGUGAAUGAGCGUCUUCCGGUAAAGAGACAGGAGCUCGAUUACACCCCUGACACUGAGGCCGAGGCGGCGGACUUGGCUGAAGCUGUAGCCGAAGCCGAUGACGACUAUACCGAUGUCAGCCCUGAGUAUGAGGACGACCAGGAUAUUGACGUUGCUGACAUCGAGCCUGAAUAUGACUACGACCAUGAUAUCGAUAUCGCCCCUGACUACGAAUAUGACUAUGACCAUGAUAUUGAGGUCGUCCCUGAAUACGACUACGACCAUGACCACGAUGUCGAUGUCGACGUUGAUGUCGAUGUCGAUGUGGAUGCCGGUGUUGAUGGACACGACUUUGCUGUAGCUGCCGCCGAAGCUGAGGCAGCAGCCUAUGCUGAAGCUGAAGCUGAAGCCGCGGCUGGAUAUGGAGGUUUUCCCGUGGUGAAGAGACAGGAGCUCGAUUACACCCCUGACACUGAGGCCGAGGCGGCGGACUUGGCUGAAGCUGUAGCCAAAGCUGAUGACCACGACGAUGACGUCGAUGUCGUCCCUGGGUAUAAUUACGACCAGGAUAUUGAUGCUGUUGACAUCGAGCCUGAAUAUGUCUACGACCACGAUAUCGAUAUCGCCCCUGACUACGACUAUGACUAUGACCAUGAUAUUGAGGUCGUCCCUGAAUACGACUACGACCAUGACCACGAUGUCGAUGUUGAUGUCGAUGUCGAUGUCGAUGUCGAUGUCAAUGGAACCGACAACGACGAGGGGUACGAAGACCAACUCGAAGGCGGUAUUCGAGAACAACUCGAAGCUGCAGCUUUAGCUGGAGCCUAUUAAACAUAUGCACGGUAGCCUGCAUAUGUUGAAAAGGGCCUCCUGCCAAACCUACAGCGUCUGAAACUAGCAAAGAGUCACCGUGUCAGACAUGAUUUCUUAUAGCUAUUGGUCUACGGUCUUACUUUUUGUUAUUUCUGACCCUCGUUUAUCUCCGUUUUGGUGUUUGUAUGCUGGUUGUGCAUGGUCAGAGUCCGCCUUACUAC